Molecule: messenger RNA, 2148 nt
Organism: Laetiporus sulphureus 93-53
Lineage: Eukaryota; Fungi; Basidiomycota; Agaricomycetes; Polyporales; Laetiporaceae
Product: metalloprotease
Exons: 15
Coding region: 1-2148 (715 amino acids)
Biological process (GO): proteolysis
Cellular component (GO): cytosol
Molecular function (GO): epoxide hydrolase activity; aminopeptidase activity; zinc ion binding
Source: RefSeq, a predicted model, not a curated record
AUGUCUGCGGUGCUCUUCAAGCCUGCAAAAUGGUGGUCACUGCUCAAGCUGAAUUCGAGACGCACUUUUUCGACGCGGGCAUGUGACCGCAAAUCGCACGGCGCGCGAUGGCAGAUCCGACAGUCUGUGGUCCCUCCUCGUCCGAGCUUGGUGGGCAUCCUCUCCGCAUUUCCUACUUCGAUCACUACGCUACCAACCGCAAGCUAUUCGACGAUUUCAUCUGAGAUGGUGCUGGACUUGGACCCCACGACACAGUCCAACUAUGAUCAGAUUGCAUCUGAGCAUGUUGAUCUCGACUGGACGCUUGACUUUGAGAAGAGCAUUAUCUCGGGCUCGAUAACGCAUACGCUUGCGGUCAGGAAGGAUGCGGUAGCCGCGGUGGUUUUCGACACGAUUGCCCUGUCGAUUGACGAGGUCCUGGUCGCGGACAAGCAGGUGGACUUCUUGCUUGGCGAGAAACACCCUGUCAUGGGUUCCGCCUUGACGAUUCCCUUGCCUUCCGGUCUUAAGACAGGCAACAAAGUCAAGUGCACCAUCUCUUAUAGAACCUCACAGAAAUCCAUGUCCUUGCAAUGGCUCGCGAAAGAACAGACACGGGGGAAACUGUUCCCCUUCCUCUUCAGUCAGUGUCAGCCCAUCUAUGCUCGCAGCCUCGCGCCAUUGCAGGACACGCCUUCUGUCAAGAUUACUUACAACGCCAAGGUCACCUCGAAGCUUCCCGUCCUUCUCUCCGCCAUUCGCGUUUCGCCCCCUUCAGAUGGCCCUGCGCACGGUGGCAAGAAAAUCGGCACGGAUGCCGUCACAUACACGUACAAACAGCCAUUUCCGAUCCCUACGUACCUGGUUGCCAUCGCCGCAGGCAACCUCGCGUACCACCCAUGCCCGCCGGUUUCGGGCAAAUCUUGGAAGACCGGCGUGUGGGCAGAACCCGAGACGCUCAAGGCAGCAUAUGAUGAAUUCGGCGAUGCGAUCAACGAGUAUGUUGAGAAGGCAGAGGAGGUGCUGCCGCCAUACCAAUUUGGCGUAUAUGACGUGUUGGUGUUGCCCCCGUCGUUCCCAUAUGGUGGAAUGGAAAAUGCCUGCCUUUCGUUCCUCACUCCAACGCUACUUGUCGGUGACCAUUCCUUGGUUGACGUCGUAAUCCACGAACUCUCCCAUUCCUGGUUCGGCAACGGCGUAACUCAAGCCCAUUCAACGCACUUCUGGCUGAACGAAGGCUGGACGACCUACAUGGAGCGCCUCAUCCUCGGCCGCCUGCACGGCGCUGGAGUGCAUGGCUUGAACUACAUCAUUGGUGCGAAGGCCAUGUUCGACGACCUCGAGAGGUACAAGGAUACGCCCAAGUACCAACGGCUCGUGAUCGAGUUCGACAAGGGAGAGGACCCGGACGACGCAUACAGCAAGAUUCCGUAUGAGAAGGGCGCGAAUUUGAUAUUGCACCUCGAGAGGACGAUUGGUGGACUGGACAUAUUCUUGCCGUACGUACGGGACUACGUGUCCACGUUCAUGGGCAAGAGCAUCACCACUACGCAAUGGAAGGACCAUCUAUAUGCGUACUACAAGGUGCACGGAGGGGAAGAGAAAGUCAAGGCCCUUGACAGCAUCGACUGGGAUGCAUGGUUCUACGGCGAAGGCACAAAGCUCCCGGUCGACAUGCAAUAUGACACGACGCUCGCAGAAGCGGCAUACGCUUUGGCGAAGAAGUGGAGCGAUUCGCGAAACACCGCAGAUGUUUCUCAUCUCUUCAAACCAUCUGAUCUCGAAAACUUCGAUUCGAACCAAAAGGCUGUCUUCCUCGAGCGUCUUCACUCCUACCCGCCGCUGCCCUCCACGCAUGUCAAAAAGCUCGGCGCGAUCUACGGCCUAGCCCACACGCCCAAUGCGGAGUUGCGUUUCCGCUACUACGCGAUCGCCUUCGCCGAUCCAACGACGGAUGCUGCGAAGGAGCUUGCCCCUGCCGCGGCGAACUGGGUUGUCGGCAAGGACAGCUCGGGCGUGCUCAAGGGUCGCAUGAAAUUCUGCAGACCGGUGUUCAGGGAAGUAAAUCGUGUGAACCAUAAGCUCGCCGUGGACACAUUCGUACCGUCGAAGGACGCAUUCCACCCGAUCGCACGUAGGAUGAUUGAGAAAGAUCUUGGAUUAGCUUAA